CACGAGUUCCUCGGCCUCUACACACAUUGCAAUGGCCGCUACCACUCGUCGAGAUAGUCGGAUCUGCGACUUGGCAGCCACAACAGGUAAACCCGACGGUAUGGAAGAUGACCCGAGCUACGAGUAUUUGAUAUCUGAGAUGGUUGAGGGGAUAAUAACCCAAGGGCGGAGGAGAGUCUGAGGGAGACAUAUAUCAAUCCAAUUUUUGCCAGCCCUUCCCAGCCCCAGCUCUGAGGACACCAGACCCGAGCCACUCAGUUCUUUUCUACAUCAACAUCUCUAGCUUCAAAAUCAAGUCACCGCACCGACAAAACCAAGAUGAAACUCAUUGCCGUCUUGUCCGCCUUCCUCCUCCCGAUCUCCGUCCUCGCGCGAAUUGGCGGUCCAUGCUCCGGUUCCCACCACAACAACCGAUGCAUCUGCCUCGACAGAAACGAGUGCGUGAACCGAUACGGUGGCCGCGCCUUCGAGGGCACGCCUGGCAACUACCCAUGCCCCAGCGACCCGGGUAACGUCUGGGGCUGCACUGUCUACGACAGGUGCCCUGGGUACGGCGGAGAUACUGGCUGCGUCUGGACCAACAUCGCGCCUGGUUGCCCUUCUGGCAGAAUCAUUCAAGACCCUGUGUGCCCUGGUCCAAACGAGUUCGUCUGCUGUGAUGUUAUUUGAGUCGUGACGGGGCGGUGACCAAUGAGAGUCCUGCAGUGAAUCUCAAGAGGUCGAGUUAUGACGGGAUAUGGUAAAGAAUGGACCUGUUACCGGGUUUACUCAUUCCACUAUUGUCAGUUGGUACCGAAUAUGAAUGAGCUCCAGCUCCCAAAUGCUAUUUGAUUCAAAAC
Parathielavia appendiculata is the source of this 839-nucleotide messenger RNA. RefSeq lists its product as uncharacterized. The transcript has 2 exons. The record is from RefSeq and is a predicted model, not a curated record. NCBI's taxonomy places the organism in Eukaryota, Fungi, Ascomycota, Sordariomycetes, Sordariales, Chaetomiaceae. The coding region runs from base 319 to 669 and encodes 116 amino acids.